This is a messenger RNA of Osmia bicornis bicornis, 2398 nucleotides long. RefSeq names its product NEDD4-binding protein 1-like. The transcript is spliced from 6 exons. The record is from RefSeq and is a predicted model, not a curated record. Lineage: Eukaryota; Metazoa; Arthropoda; Insecta; Hymenoptera; Megachilidae. The coding region runs from base 320 to 2062 and encodes 580 amino acids. Gene Ontology annotation, molecular function: RNA endonuclease activity; mRNA binding. Gene Ontology annotation, cellular component: nucleus; cytoplasmic ribonucleoprotein granule.
UCAACGCAAUAGGAUAGUGCAGAUGUCGCUCAAAAACAAAGACAUGUCCAGCAAUGUCCAGUCUUGCUUGGUAUUUAAUCUUUGUUUAAUGAAAAUCUGUUGGGUUAUGUUAGAGAAUAGAUGCCUGCAUUUAACAACAAAUAAUUAAUGACAUUAACGUCGUGUAGCGUUUAUAAAAAGAGUCGAGAGAAGGUUCAGCAUACAAUAUUAGUUGCUGUAAGUAUUAUAAAAAGAAGAAAAAUCAUACAUUGUUUAUACAUUUACAAUAUGUUAUAAAUUUUGAUAUAAUAAAGCAUUAUGUAAAGGCAAUGGGUGAAAAAUGAAUACUUUAAAUAAUUCUGUUAUAAUUUGCGAUACACCUAAAAAAUUACCUAAGAAGAAAGUUUCAUUGGGAACAAGAAAGGAACAGAAGGGUGUGAAAAAGACUUUUUAUGAAAGUCCUUUGAAACAUAUUCAAUUAAGCAGCAAAAGAUGGAAACAAAUACAGGCACAACGAAAAUUAAUGAAAGAUGCUAAACAAAUUAUCAAUAAUAAAAAGAAUUCUUCCUUGUUAAUAAAAGAGGCAUCUUUCCAAGAUAGCAUAAUUAUUUUAAGUGAUAAUGAAAGUGAAUCAAGCAAUCAAAAUGAUCAAAGUAACUGUACAAAGAAAAGAAAGAGAACAAAAACUCAGGAAAUAUUGGUACAAGAUGAUCAAAAUUCUCAAUGUUCACAUGAUUCAAAUAAGUCUAUGUGUCAAAGUGAAACUGAAAUAGAAAAAUGUCCAAAAAGAAGAAAAAAAAAUUCUGUAUUAUCUGAUCCUAACGCAACUUGUCUUUUGUUAUCAGAUACAGAAGAUUCUGAAAUUGUAUCUGUUGAUUUAGAUAAUGAGAAUAUAGCACCAGCUUCAGGUUCUUUGAAUCAGAGUUCAGAUGAUAUUGUUGUAGUAUGGUCAUCUAAAAAAUCAUCUCCAUUGUCUACAAAUUAUUCAGGUGGUGAAAAACCUUUGACUGAAGAAGAAAAUAAAAUUUUUAUGGUAGAUUGUUGUCCAAAUCCGGAAAACCUUAGUUUGUUAGAGUGCAAUCAAGAAUCAACAUCUAAUGAAUGCGAAGAAAAUACUGAAGUAAAAAAAGAUAAAGGUACUGAAGAUAAUGAAGACACAAGCGAUGAAGAACAGGAUCCUAAGUAUCUACCAUUCAGUAAAAAGGGACUAAGAUUGCCUAAAGCUCAUAAUAUAAGUAAAACGCUUAAAAUAAAGAGACCAAAAAGAAAAAGUGCAUUUCUACAAUAUAGAAGAAUGAUGGCAAGAUUCUCUAAUAAAAGAAUUCCAGUUACAUGCACGCAAACAGCGUCUAAGUUAGUCGGUGAUGAACCCUUUCAAAUUAUAACUGGUGUUAAAGUAACCAAAUUUCAACCUCCUAGAUUUGAACAACCUAGAUUUGAACCACCUAGAUUUGAACUAUCUAACUUUGAACCACCUAGAGUUGAACCACCUAGAAUCGAACCACCUAGAGUUGAACCAUCUACAGAUGAACUAUUUGGACUUAACCCAUCUAGAGUCGAACCAGCUAGCUCGAAUUCGUCUGAAAAAUUAAGAGACGAAUCAGCUAGCUCGAAUUCAUCUAAAAAAUUAAGGGAGAUAAUUAUUGAUGGCAACAAUGUAGCUAUGGCGUACAAAAAUAAUAGAAUGUUUUGUGAAGAAGGAAUAAUGUUAGUUAUGGAUUAUUUUCAACGACGAGGUCAUGAUGUAAAGGUAUUUAUACCCCAAUACAGAAGGUCACGGACCAAUCUAUCACUUGAAAAAUUAUAUAAAGAAGGGGUAGUAAUUUUCACACCAAGUCGUAAAAUCGGUGGCAGAUCGAUCGUUCCUUACGACGAUAGGUUUAUAUUAGAGUAUGCCACAGUAAGCGGAGGUAUUGUUAUUUCUUCGGAUCAAUAUAGGGAUUUAUAUCGAGAAAAACCGGAAUGGCGCGAUACAAUCGAAAAUAGAUUGUUGGCACCAACAUUUGUUGGAAAUUAUGUUAUGUUUCCUGAAGAUCCAUUAGGCCGAAAUGGCCCUAAUCUCGAUGAAUUUUUAAGACAUUAAAGGUACUAAAGAUAGUAAACCUAAUGUACAUAUUACUGACUUAAACUACGUAAACAUGUUUCCGUAAUUUCUUUUAUAAACAAUAUUUUCUUAAGCAUCAUACUCUAUAAAUGUAUAAAAAUGUACAUAUCUAUAUGUUUGGUACACAAGUAAGUACUUGGGAAUAUUUCCGGCAACAAUUAUUCCUAAUAACAUAUAAUUUAUCAUUGUGAAAUAUUGAAAAAUAUUUAACACCAAAAGGUUAAUGAUUAAUAACAUCUAAAAAAUACGAAACUAAUUAGUACAUUACCUUUUCAUUUGUCUUACACUAAUAAAACAAGAUGAUUAAAUUGAAAA